AGUCCCGGCUCUAGCCGCCGCGAGACCUUCCCGUAGAGCCACUGAACAGAGCGAGUCUGGGAGGAGGAGCAGGAGGGGCUGACCAUUUUACAAGUGCCUGCCUGGGACAAGGCUUCUCCACGGUGCGCCAGGGGCCGAGGCGUUUCACUUUGCUUUCGUUCUGGAGACCAGAGGAGAAAAAUAAUAUAUACGUGUAUAAAAAGGGGGAAAUGCUGGCUAUGAAACGGACCAGGAAUGUGUGUGCAUUUGUCUGGCAGCCAGUUUAGCAGAGGAGGUGAACAGGAGCAGGACGGGUUGAAGCACACAGAGACAGAGAGUGGGAGUAGGUGUGUGUGUGUGUGUCUAAGACGGGAUCUUGCAGACGCUGGGAGAGGAGGAUGGGAACUCCCCUUCCCUUGGUUCCUUUUAAUGACUGGAAAUAGGUAUUGAAUGGAGGAGCUGCAGUCUGCAUUUGCCUUGGAAGAUCGUCAAGAGGAGCUAACAAUUUGGCUACUUUCACCAGAGAAGGGGGUGUCCUUCAUUACGUGGUAGGGGAAAAGAGAGAGAUCAGAAAUCUCAAGGGUGACUUGAAACUGUGGCAAAGCCAAAGGGAGAAAAAAAAAAUCAAUCCCUUAACAAAAUAAGGGGGUUCUAUUAAGCAUCCGUGCGCAAACUUACUUGAAUGCCUUGUAGCCAGUUUAGCAAGGAAGCCCCAGACAGAGGAGUCCUACAUGUGUGAGCACCAUUAUUAAACUGGCAGACCAACCGACAGCCGUCUUCUUUUCUUUACCAACAUCCUCCUGGGACUGAUCUCUCUCCUUCGGUCUAAUAGCUGAUCAUAUCUUGUACAUAUUUUUUCUCCAUCUGCUGGGAUUUUAAAUAAAUAAAUCAGAAUUCCUAUUAGGGUAUCUGAAAUUCAAUGGGACUGAGUAGGAGCAAGUGAAAUUUUCACAGACCGUUUUAAAAAAUAAAAAUAUAAAAAAUGUGGAUUGGAUUUGUUAGGAAGGAAAAUAACAGGUAAGAACUUUCUUUCUUUCCCGUACUUUAACGCCCAAAGCAGAGAAAUCUAAGGCAAAAACAGCCAGGGAACAGAGGCCAAUUUGCCCUUCAGUGUUUCCUCCAUCCUGCACAGAGGCUGCUUUAGGAGAGGCACGGUCCUCCAGGACAGACACAGAAAACCCUUUGAAAAAGCAGCGAGGGCUGGCUGGGGUGGAGGGUGUUUUUUCACCUGCACCAUCCCCAGUGCAGCCGGGUGGAGCUGAUGCAUGAGAGAAGAAUACGAGUCAAUAUUCUAUUUUCUCUUUUUGUUAAGCCAAGGGAUAGGAUUUUAAUUAUUUAUAAAUCAAACCCCUCUGGGUAGACGCUACUGGAGACAUUGGGAUAGUCCUGCCUUGCACAAUAUUGGAGAGCGAUCACGUACAGUAGAAGGAUAAGAGAAGCCUCUACGAGACCCGUUUGCCUUCUGUGAUCCGGCACAGUUAAAAAAAUGAGCAAGAACAUUGCUAUACUACUGAAUUGAUCGCUAGCCCCCUACCCAUCCCCCCUAUCCCCAACAACAACAAAAAAAUCAGCUGGGAUCUGCUCGCACCGGGACCUCCUCUCUCAGUCCAUCUUGGUGGUGGAUGCAUUUUUCAUGAGCACUAGGCGAACAGGUGCAAAGUACGUUUGGAAGAUCCAGGCACGGCCCGUUUUGUAGUGUGUGUGGUAUCUCGUAGGAGAUGGAGAGCAGCGACCGGGACAUGUACCGCCAGUUUCAGGACUGGUGUCUCAGGACUUACGGGGACUCGGGGAAAACCAAGACGGUGACCCGUAAAAAAUACGACCGGAUCGUCCAGCUCUUGAAUGGCUCCGAAUCGAGCUCCACGGAUAAUGCCAAAUUUAAAUUCUGGGUCAAAUCUAAAGGCUUCCAGCUUGGCAAUUCGGACGAGGUCAAUGGUGCUGGUGGAAGAGGGAAGCAAGUGCUGUACGUGCCAGUCAAAACCACGGAUGGAGUAGGUGUAGAUGAGAAGCUGUCUUUAAGGCGGGUAGCUGUGGUUGAAGAUUUCUUUGACAUUAUCUAUUCCAUGCAUGUGGAAACAGGGCCUAAUGGAGAACAAAUCCGAAAGCAUGCUGGACAAAAGAGAACUUACAAAGCAAUUUCAGAGACCUAUGCCUUCCUGCCUAGAGAAGCGGUGACACGAUUUCUAAUGAGCUGCUCAGAGUGCCAGAAAAGAAUGCAUUUAAACCCAGAUGGAGCGGAUCAUAAAGAUAAUGGAAAACCUCCAACUUUGGUGACCAGUAUGAUUGAUUACAAUAUGCCAAUUACUAUGGCCUACAUGAAGCACAUGAAACUGCAGCUAUUAAAUUCACAACAAGAUGAGGAUGAAAGUUCCAUAGAAAGUGAUGAGUUUGAUAUGAGUGACUCCACCAGGAUGUCGGCUGUGAACUCUGAUCUCAGUUCUAAUCUUGAAGAAAGAAUGCAAAGUCCUCAGAAUCUGCAGAGCCAGCAAGAUGAUGAUUCAGCUGCAGAGAGUUUUAAUGGCAAUGAGACCGUGGGACACAGUUCCAAUGCUUCAGGUGGAAUACACUGCAGGGAGAUGGCAGAAACCAACAGUAAUGGCAAAACAGAUCUGGAGCAGGAUGAGCAGCCUCUGAACCUGAGUGACAGUCCCCUCUCUGCUCAGCUGACUUCAGAAUACAGACUAGAUGAUCACAACAAUAAUGGAAAGAACAAAUACAAGAACCUCCUAAUUUCUGAUCUCAAGAUGGAAAGAGAGGCAAGAGAAAAUGGAAGCAAGUCACCUGCACAUAGCUAUUCCAGCUAUGACUCUGGUAAGAACGAGAGCAUAGGCAGAGGUGCUGAAGAUCUGUCUCUGAACCGAGGAGAUGAGGAUGAGGAUGACCAUGAUGAACAUGAAGAUGCUGAGAAGGUUAAUGAAUCUGAUGGGGUAGAAGCUGAACGACUGAAGGCUUUUAAUAUGUUUGUCAGGCUGUUUGUAGAUGAAAACUUGGACCGAAUGGUCCCAAUCUCUAAGCAGCCCAAAGAAAAGAUCCAGGCUAUCAUUGACUCAUGCAGGCGACAAUUCCCUGAGUAUCAAGAGCGUGCCAGAAAACGCAUACGUACUUACCUCAAGUCCUGCAGGCGGAUGAAAAGAAGUGGUUUUGAGAUGUCACGACCUAUUCCCUCACACCUUACUUCAGCAGUAGCAGAGAGUAUCCUGGCUUCAGCCUGUGAGAGUGAAAGUAGAAAUGCUGCAAAAAGAAUGCGGUUGGAUAGACAGCAGGAUGAAGCUGCUCCAGCUGACAAACAAUAUAAACAAGAGCCAGCCCAGGUCACUUACUCAACAUCAGCUGUUUCCAGCACACAGGAGGUGUUGUACAUCAAUGGAAAUGGAACCUACAGUUACCAUAGUUACAGAGGGUUAGGAAGUGGGCUGCUAAAUCUCAGCGAUGCUUCUAGCAGUGAACAAUACACCAUAGUUCAGAAACCAACACUUGAUGUUGACAGUCUGGCUAACUACUGGCCUGAGUCUCAUCUGCUGCUUUUAGGAAAUUGGAGAGAUGAAGUGGGUAAGUUGGUCAACGAGCGGGAGCGCCACGGCCAACAAGCCCCCGCGCCAAAGUCCAGGGAGGCCAAACACAUGGACUUGUUCGGCCGAAAGAUUUACUCUGCUGGAGGGCUUCAGCUCCGCGUGGCGAACCAGCAAGCCCUCUUAUGCCAAUACUCCUACAACACCUGGGAGACGGUCGGCAAAUUCACGGAGCUGAUCCCACAGGACUGCCGUCAGGAGUUCACGGCCCUCCUUGAGGAGGGGAAAAGGGUUGCAAGAACCUCACUGCAAGCCUUGCUGGACUCAGCAGAUUCGGCGGCUAGAACGGUCGCCUCUGGCAUAGCCAUGAGGCGCAUAUCCUGGUUACAG
Chelonoidis abingdonii (Abingdon island giant tortoise) is the source of this 3878-nucleotide messenger RNA. The record is from RefSeq and is a predicted model, not a curated record. Lineage: Eukaryota; Metazoa; Chordata; Testudines; Testudinidae.